Molecule: messenger RNA, 2329 nt
Organism: Phalaenopsis equestris
Lineage: Eukaryota; Viridiplantae; Streptophyta; Magnoliopsida; Asparagales; Orchidaceae
Product: pentatricopeptide repeat-containing protein At1g79490, mitochondrial
Molecular function (GO): protein binding
Source: RefSeq, a predicted model, not a curated record
CCGUCCCACCGAGCCCGGCCUCGAUUCCCACGUCAUGGUCGGUGAUCUCCGCAAACCCCUUUCGCCGCCCGCCGCCGCCGCUAAGAUCGUGGAGAUUGCCCGUCGAUGGCGUUGGGGACCGGAACUUCACUCUCAUCUCGAUCGCCUUCCUUUUACGCCAUCCCCGAACCACCUCCACCUCGCUCUCUCCCAUCUUUCCGAUCCCGAGUCAUCCCUCUCCUUACUCCGUUGGGCUCGCCGCCAACCCUGGUUUUCUCCUUCGGACGACUCCUACUCCGUUCUUCUUGAUCGACUCCAUUCUGCCGGCGACACAGACUCCAUUCUCUCACUCUUUGAUGAGAUCGUUUCGGAUGCCGAUUUGACUGGGGGAAAAGCUGCCUUUCCACAUGCACUUAACCGCGCGAUUCAGUAUCUCGCCCACGCCGACCGCAUGGAGGUGUCUUUCCACUGCUUCAAGAAGCUCCGCGAUGUAAACUUUACUGAGUUUACGACACAGACUUACAAUUCUCUUAUAACCCUGUUUCUCAGCAAGGGAUUGCCUUAUAAGGCAUUCGAGAUAUACGAAGCCCUAGAGGCCAGCGGGUGCGUCCUUGACUCUUCCACAUACGACCUCAUGAUCCCUGCCCUCGCGCGUUCAGGCCGCCUAGAUGCUGCUCUCCGCCUCUUUCUGGAUUCCAAGUCUCGGAGUGCCGCCCGGCCGGGGUUUCCUAUCUAUUCUGCUUUGGUGGACUCCAUGGGCAAGGCUGGGCGGUUGGACUCAGCUGUAGGGCUUUACCGCGAGAUGCUUGCCUCCGGGUACAAGCCGUCUGUUACAAUGUAUGUCUCCAUGAUCGAGUCGUUGGUGAAGGCGGGGAAGCUGGAUGCCGGACUGGGUCUCUGGGAUGAGAUGAAAGCUGCUGGUUUCAGGCCGAACUUUGGCCUUUAUACUAUGAUGGUUGAAUCGCAGGCGAGAUCUGGCAGGCUUGAUCUUGCGGCCACCCUCUUUGCCGACAUGGAGAAGGCUGGGUUUCUCCCUACUCCCUCAACCUACGCUUCCCUUGUUGAAAUGCACUCUGCUGCCGGACAGGUUGACCCUGCAAUGCGUCUUUACAAUUCCAUGAUCAAUACUGGCCUACGACCUGGUUUGAACACCUAUACUUCGCUUCUGACUGUUCUGGCUUCCAAGAAACUCCUGGAUUUGGCUGCAAAGAUCCUACUUGACAUGAAAGCAGGUGGUUUUUCAGUUGAUGUGAAUGCAAGCGAUGUGCUGAUGAUAUAUAUCAAGGAGGGAUCUAACGAGCUGGCUUUGAGAUGGCUUCGAUUUAUGGGCUCAGCUGGAAUCAGAACAAACAAUUUCAUCAUCCGUCAAUUGUUUGAGGCCUGCAUGAAGGCAGGUUUAUACGAAUCAGCUCGUCCACUGCUUCAAACCUAUGUAAGCUCUGCUGCCAAGGUUGAUCUAAUACUCUACACUUCCAUUCUUGCCCAUUUAGUGAGAUGCCAGGAUGAGAAGAACGAGAAAGCUAUAAUGGAUAUAAUGAGCGUGACAAAGCACAAGGCUCACUGGUUCAUGUGUGGCCUCUUUACUGGCACAGAGCAGAGGAAGAAGCCUGUGUUAUCUUUUGUGAGGGAAUUCUUUCAUGAAAUUGAUUAUGAGACAGAGGAAAGUGCUGCUAGGUAUUUUGUCAAUGUUCUUCUUAAUUAUCUGGUCCUUAUGGGUCAAAUGAACCGUGCCAGAUGUGUUUGGAAGGUGGCUUAUGAGAACAAGCUGUUCCCUAAAGCCAUAGUUUUUGAUCAACACAUAGCAUGGUCACUGGAUGUCAGGAAUUUAUCAGUUGGGGCUGCUUUGGUGGCUGUUGUGCACACUCUGCACCGGUUUAGGAAGAGAAUGCUCUACUAUGGUGUUGUGCCUCGGCGGAUAAAGCUUGUGACUGGUUCAAUGCUCAAGAUGGUUGUAGCACAGAUGCUUGGAUCUGUUGAAUCUCCAUUUGAAGUUAGCAAGGUUGUCUUGAGGGCGCCUGGGGAUUCAAUACUAGAAUGGUUCAAAAAGCCUAUAGUCCAACAAUUUUUGUUGAACGAAAUACCGUCGAAAGCUGAUGUUCUUAUGCACAAGCUUAAUGUGCUUUUCCCUAGCUCUGCACCGGAGGUUCGGUCACUUUCGCCUCCUAAGCCAUUUUUAUCCAGAUUUGCAUUACUUUAUGAAUUUAGUGCAACAAGACCCACCCACGAAGACAAGGAUUGUACACAAAGUACUCUGCAACUCGUUCUUCGUCAGCUGGAGAUCCGUAUGGCUUAUACCACAAUACAGUAUUUUGAUGGUGCAUAAGUGCAUUGCAUAGUCCAAAAGGCAAUC